Chrysochloris asiatica (Cape golden mole) is the source of this 2016-nucleotide messenger RNA. It is a transcript of the gene CCDC38, whose product is annotated as coiled-coil domain containing 38. The coding region runs from base 1 to 2016 and encodes 671 amino acids. The transcript is spliced from 16 exons. The record is from RefSeq and is a predicted model, not a curated record. NCBI's taxonomy places the organism in Eukaryota, Metazoa, Chordata, Mammalia, Afrosoricida, Chrysochloridae. Gene Ontology annotation, cellular component: centrosome.
AUGAAGGAAGCUACAGAAGCGGGAGCUGCGGCCGGCUUGUUGCUCUUGGGCCCGCGUGGCCGCCAAGCGGGUGCCACGGACUUUACGGUUGGCCAGCUCGGCUCCCGGAUGUCCUACAAAACACCCAGAAAUGAAGGAGAACCCGGGCCAGGGAGAGUAAAACGAUCCCCAAGAACGGAUUGGCGCUCCUGUCCACCUUUCCCCAACUCCUUCUUGAAGGAUUGGUUGCAAAUACUCGAGGAUCCAAACUCGUUGAGGAAGCAUGCUGUUCAGAAGUUUAACUUUCUCUAUUUCUUUCUAACUGAAAUGAGCAUGACUUUGAAGCCCCUAAAUCUGCUUGGAUGGUCCACUACCCUAUCCCCCUUACUCUCUUCUGGAGAUAAAUUGCAAGAUGCCCCCAUCGAAAUGGACAAACCAUAUAGGAUCUUUUUCAAAGAUCUCUUUCUUUUCAAAGAAAAUGAGAUGGCAGAAAAGAAAAAGGAGAAAUUUAUGAGUCGCAGCAUGAAAGUACACCAAAAGUCUACUUUUUCAUCCCGAAUGAAGAGUCGUUCACAUCUGGGCCAAAUAGAUUUUUAUGCUGAUACAGCUGGUGGCUCACCUGAAAACUUUGGAUUCGACCCCAUGCUUAUUCUCAGAUUAACAGAAGGUGCAGACACAAGCAAGACUGUCCAUGAAUUUAUUAAUGAUCAGAGAGACGGGUUUCUGCUUGAGUUUACUAUGUCAACCAAAAGAAAAACUAUUAGAAAGUUUGAAGACAGAAUAGCAUCGAAGGAAAGGCAACUCAUGAAAGCAGAAAAAAAGCUCCAAGAUGAUGCAAUAGCUUUUGAAGAGUUCCUUCGAGAAAAUGACCAGAAAUCUGUAGAUGCUAUUAAAAUUGCAGCACAAGAAACUAUAAACAAACUCCAAACAGCAGCAGAAUUAAAGAAAGCAAGUAUGGAAGUACAGGCAGUGAAAAGUGAGAUAGCAAAAACAGAAUUCCUCCUUAAGGAGUAUAUGAAAUAUGGAUUUUUUCUGCUAGAAUUGUCUCCAAGGCACUGGCAAGCUCAGCAGGCAUUAAAAAGGGUGAAGGAAUCGAAAAGUAAAGAUAAUAUAAGUAACAUCCUUCCAAAAUUAUUGACAAAAUCAUUAGUAAGUGGAAAGAGAAAAGAGAGCAUCGUGGAGGAAUCCCGAAAGAUGUCAUUUUCAGACGUGUCUUCAGGGAUAAGUAUCCAUGGUAAACUCAGAGAUUUGGGACUUCAUUCACAAAACCGGCCUGAAAGUAUCAGUUCAGAAGACAGCAUGGAAUUCCUUUUAGAUGAUGAUAUGGAGUAUAAUUUGGCACCCGAGCUUUAUUUCAAAGAACCCGAAGAGCUGCUUCAAGUUCUCACAGAACUGGAAGAGCAGAAUCUUACUUUGGUACAAUAUGCUCAAGAUGUAGAUGAAAAUCUUGAAGACGUGAUUAAAAGAGAGAAGAUGAUACAGGAUAAAAUAAAGAGCAACAUAGAGUUUCUUUUGGAGCACAAGGCAAUGCUUAAGGCGAACUGUGUGAGAGAAGAAGAAAAAGCUGCAGAAUUGGAAUUAAGGUCCAGGCUGUUUAAUUUUGGAGAAUUUAACUCAGAAGUUCAGGAACAACUGAUAGACUCUCUCAAUAAAAAAAUCAAUCAAGUAUACAGAGUCUGCAUAGGAGAAGCUGAGGUUGGCAGUCUCAACCCAGUUCAAAAGCUGGUAAAAGUGGAGUCUCGCCUGGUAGAAUUGAGUGAUCUCAUCGAAUCUGUUCCCAAAGAGCACGUGGAGGCAAUUGAGAAGCUAAAGCAGAAAGAACGGAGGCUAAAGUUGCGUGAAGAAAAAAUGAAAGAAAAACAAAAACACCAGGAAGAACGGCUGAAAGCAGCUCUGGAGAGAGCAGUAGCACAACCAAAGAAAAAGUUGGGAAGACGACUUAUCUUUCGUUCAAGCCCUCCGUCUGAUAACAAACACGAACUACAAGUAGUCAGCGAGUCAACAAAGUCACAGGAGGAAGAGUAUUUUUUUACUUGA